Panonychus citri (citrus red mite) is the source of this 3323-nucleotide messenger RNA. Its product is annotated as ionotropic receptor 25a-like. The transcript is spliced from 8 exons. Gene Ontology annotation, biological process: modulation of chemical synaptic transmission; synaptic transmission, glutamatergic; monoatomic ion transport. Gene Ontology annotation, molecular function: glutamate-gated receptor activity; transmitter-gated monoatomic ion channel activity involved in regulation of postsynaptic membrane potential. The record is from RefSeq and is a predicted model, not a curated record. Lineage: Eukaryota; Metazoa; Arthropoda; Arachnida; Trombidiformes; Tetranychidae. Gene Ontology annotation, cellular component: plasma membrane; postsynaptic membrane. Bases 154 to 2964 code for a protein of 936 amino acids.
GAUUCUCAGUUGAUUGUUGCCAAUAGUGAUUUAUUUGUUUCUCUUGUCUAUCUAAUUGUAAUUAAUGUAAUCGAUACUUUUUUUUAUCAUCAUCAACAAUUGAAAUGGAUUUUAAAUUGUCCAUCAGAUUAUUGAUUUGUCUUUAUUAUUUCAAUGGUCAGUUUCUUAUGUUUUGGUCAGUUUUCAAUAGCCAAACAGUUGAGAAACAUGAUUACAAUUAACUUGAUAAAAUGUCUUUUUUUAAUUGUGAUUACCAUCAACCGAUCGUACCAAUUGAGUGUUGAUAAUUUAAUCAUUGGUGUAAUCAUUGAUGAAGCUGAUACAACAAUUAAGAAAUCAGUUACUGCAGCAAUUAACUCAUUAUCAACUUUAUUUACUAUUGAUAAAGUUAAAUGGAUUGAAGGUGAUUCUAGAUUAACUGGAUUAGAGGUUAAUUGUGAUUGGAUAUCAAGUAGAUUUAAUAAUUCAAUUCCAACGAUUAUUUUUGAUUUAACUGAGGCCAAGGAAAGUAAAUUAUCAACAGCAAUUAAAAGUUAUUCUAGACAAUUGGGAAUACCAACAAUCAGUACUAAUCCAUCAACAAUCAAAACAAAUAGUUGGGAUAAUCUUAAUCACAAUGAAAUUAAUUACCUGAUCACAAUUAACAGUCCCGGUGAUGUUAUCCCAAUGAUUAUCCCGGACAUAAUUAACCUUCACAAUAUAAAUGAAGCAAUAAUUUUACAUGAUCAAUCAUUUGUCAUAGAUGAUAAGUUAAUCAAUAUAUUGGACGAGAUACAAGUUGAUUAUAAAAUUAAACGUUUAACGAUUGAUUCAUUGGAUGAGCAAAUGAUUGAAUUAAGAGGUUCAUCAGUUAAAAAUUACUUUGUCUUAGCAAAAAUCAUCAACAUCAACCGAAUCCUUGAACAGGCUGCUCAUUUGGGUAUGUUCAAGUUUCAAGAUUCCUGGUUCAUGAUUACCAAAGGAAGAGGACAAAUUAAAUGUGACAAUUGUUCACAUGGAUCAAUAUUAUUUUAUCAACCAUCUCGAGUUAAAUCAAUUGAAUACGAUCAUGCUCCAGGGCUUUUGAACAUUACAAAUGAACGUCGAGUUGAUGGUUUUUUCAUUUACGAUUUGAUUAGAUUUACACUGACCAGUGUCCAUCAGAUGAUUAAGGCAAAUACCUGGAAAACUUUGAGUUACCCAAGUUGUGGUCAUUCUUUGACAUUGACCCAAACCAAUGAGAGGAAAAAUUUGAACCUUCGAGAUACCAUGUCAUCGGAAGGCUUUUAUGGACUUUUCGGACAGUUCAUCGUCUCACCUGAAUCGAGUAAUGAAUUAUCAUCGAGUCACAGUGAUCAUAUAAUUGAUUAUCAGGAGAUAAUUGUUCGGGUCACUAAGAUAGAGCUUUGGAAUUGGCAACCUUUUCGUUAUUACCUGGUCAGUGAGUGGAUUGCAGAGCCACCGAGAGGACGAUUCAUGAUGACCGGUGCUAUUCAAGCCGCUAAGAGGCCAUUGUAUCGUAUUGUUACAAUCAAGCAACCUCCGUUUGUGAUGCGAUGGUCUAAUGGUACUUGGUAUGGUUAUUGUAUCGAUUUGCUCGAGUUAAUUGUUGAAAAGCUUCCGGAAGAAGAUAAAUUUGAUUAUGAAAUCUAUGAAUGUCCUGAUGGUAAAUAUGGUGACAAAGAUUUAGCAACCGGAAGAUGGGACGGGAUAAUGGGACAAUUACAAGAUAAGAGAGCCGAGAUUGGAAUUGGUUCCGUUACUGUGAUGGCUGAACGUGAAUCGAUCGUUGAUUUUACUGUUCCUUAUUACGAUCUGGUUGGCGUUUCGAUUCUGAUGAAAAGAACGGCAACACCUUCACAUAUGUUCAAAUUUCUUACCGUAUUGACCAACAACGUCUGGCUAUCGGUGCUUAUAUGUUACAUCGUUACCAGUGUGGUCAUGUAUUUGUUUGAUAGACUGAGUCCGUAUAGUUAUCAUAAUGCUGUCGAAAGAGGCAAAGCGCUAGAUGCAAAUAGAGACUUUAACUUGAAAGAGUGUCUCUGGUUCUGCAUGACCUCAUUGACCCCUCAAGGUGGAGGUGAAGCACCGGUGAACUUAUCUGGCCGUUUACUUGCAGCUUGUUGGUGGAUUUUUGGAUUUGUUUUAAUCGCUACUUAUACUGCAAAUUUGGCUGCUUUUUUAACGGUUUCUCGUCUCGAUUCACCAAUUGAUGGACUCGAUAAACUGGUUGAACAGUACAGAAUAAGAUAUUCUCCAGUUCGAAAUUCACUUUCAAUGGUUUAUUUUGAACGAAUGGCUUAUAUCGAACGAAAAUUUUACGAAAUUUGGAGAGACAUGACUUUGGAUGAGCAAAUGGACCCAAAAGAACGAGCUAAAUUGACUGUUUGGGACUACCCUUUAAGCCAAAAGUACAGUAACAUCAUGAAACAGAUUAAAAUAACGGGUAUGCCAGAGACCUUCGAGGAGGGUGUUGCUCGUGUUCAAAGCUCAAAAAGUUCAGCUGAAGGUUUCGCUUUGCUAGCUGAUGCAACGAAGAUCAGAUAUGCUGCUAUGAUAAAUUGUGAUAUUCAUCAAGUUGGUAACGAAUUCAGCAGGAAACCAAUCGCACUUGCCGUUCAAGAGAAUUCCGAGUUAAAGGAUAAACUAAGCUCGGCGAUUUUGAAGCUUCUCAACCAGCGACAACUUGAAUCUUUGAAAGAAAAAUGGUGGAAUAAUAAUCCGGAACAAAAGAAUUGCGAAGACCCAAAGAAAUCAAGUGAUGGAAUUAGUAUCAAAAAUAUCGGCGGUGUUUUCAUCGUCAUAUCUGUCGGCGUUGUUUUAGCCUGUAUAACACUCGUAUGGGAACAUUGUAUCACUCCAAGGUUCAGAAAAUCGUCAGCACGAGUUUCUUCAACUUUCCGCAACGAAUUCAUCCAGAAAAAGUCCCCAAACUUUUACAAUUUCCCAAUGGCCCUUGACCCUAAAAUCAAGGAUAAAAUCUAAUUACCCCAACAAUAACCCAAAUUAAUUGGAAAUCAAUCAGAUUAUCUCGAUCGUAAUUCAAACUGACCACUAAAACUCCCAGUUAAUUGUAAUAUUUGAAAUUGUUGCACAUUCGUAUCAACCCUAAUUGUUAUUUGUGUAGCUGGUGAAACAAUUAAAGCGCAAAUGAAUUGACCAACAAUCGUAACCUUUCAAUUACUUAACAAUCAACGAUAUUGAUAAUAACUUAUGAACUGUUUGGUUCCCUUUUCCGGUUUUCCCCUAUUUCCUUGUUCUACUAAACUUUAAUUUCUUUGAGUUCUCCAAUUAUCUCUGGUCCCUGUUUACAAUUGUGUCAUCUCAAUCAGUGUAUUCGAUUA